This is a messenger RNA of Phytophthora nicotianae INRA-310, 508 nucleotides long. RefSeq lists its product as hypothetical. Bases 1 to 384 code for a protein of 127 amino acids. The transcript has 2 exons. The record is from RefSeq and is a predicted model, not a curated record. Lineage: Eukaryota; Oomycota; Peronosporomycetes; Peronosporales; Peronosporaceae.
AUGAUCACGGUCAUUGACUACAAGUCGGAGAAGUGGGGCACUGUACUUACAGAGCACUCCGUUGACUUGAUUUACGACUGCGGAGUGGAGCCGGAGUCGUGGGCCAUGGACGCCCAGAAAGUGUUGAAGAAGAGCAGCGGCAAGUUCGUGACUAUCGGCAUGGGACCGAAGCCUAUUGAGUCUCCCAUCGGUGCGACAUUCCACCAGCUCUUCUUGCACCCGAACUCGGAGGACAUUCACAGUCUGACCAAGUUGGUUGAGGCUGGUCACGUGAAGCCUACCAUUGACUCGGUGUACCCACUCGACAAGCUUCUCGACGCCAUCAAGCUGCAGAUGUCGAACCGUGCGCAGGGCAAGAUCAUCAUUGAGAUUUGCCCCGAGUAACUUUGCCUGCCUUCUCGCAGCAGCAAGGAGUAACAUGUAGCUUUCUCUGAUGAAAUAUCACAACGUACUUUUACCAGUUCUCAAAAAAUCAAUAUUUGCGAAAGCAUUCACAUCCGAACAAGAU